Messenger RNA from Ornithodoros turicata, 1439 nucleotides. RefSeq lists its product as uncharacterized. Bases 147 to 1364 code for a protein of 405 amino acids. The record is from RefSeq and is a predicted model, not a curated record. Gene Ontology annotation, molecular function: serine-type endopeptidase activity. Gene Ontology annotation, cellular component: membrane. NCBI's taxonomy places the organism in Eukaryota, Metazoa, Arthropoda, Arachnida, Ixodida, Argasidae. The transcript is spliced from 2 exons.
AAGAACAGAGGUAGACAAGCCAAGAGGCGCGUGCCCAGCGGCAGGAACGCUGCUGUGGCACACUGCGUCAUUUAAUAUGGUGAUACCUAUUCAGUUACCCUAGCUGGGCAAGGAGCUCGGGGGACAAAACCAGCACAGGAAGGGCCAUGUCAUCGGGCCACUGGGAGUGGCGACCGUCCUUUCCCAUGGUCACCUUGGCCGUUGCCGGUGUCCAGCUGCUGGUUUACAACCAAGCGUUGGCCAAGCAGUCCUGCUGCAGCAGCGCCUCCGUCGUGUUAGAAGAGGGACAGUGGGUGCGUGUCUUCUCCGCAGCGUUUCACCACCAGAGCAAAGUUCAUCUCGCCGUCGACCUACUUUCCUUCCUUUGGAAGGGCUACAUUCUUGAACUGAGCCUCGGGAGCCAACAGCUACUCUUCGUGCUUGCCAAGCUGUCCCUGCUGGUGGGCGUGACUCAGAUGAUACUGGCCCUGUUCCUGGCCGAGCUAACUGGUUCUCCCGACCUGUACAACACAUGCGCGUCUACCUUCCCUGGCGUCCUGGUGGCUCUUAAAGUGGUCAACCAGCACAACUUUAGUUUCCGCAAGCUACGCAGAGGAGAUGUGGAGGUAGAACUGCCAUCACCCGCGCUCUGCUGGGUUGAACUGGUAGCACUUCACGCGGCUUACGGCGAGAGCGUGCUGCCUUUGCUGGCUGGGCUUCUGGUGGGGAUUAUAUUCAAGAACAGUAUCAUCAGUGCUUUUGUUCCUUCCAGCUGCAAGAACCAGGUAGCCGCAAGGAGCCAGUUCUUGCCGAGCACCUACCUUCUCAUUGGCAUGCUCCUGUCGGCACGCUUUCUAUGUGUUUCCCUGGAGCCAUGCGUCAGCUUCCGCACCGUCUUCAAGCUGUUGCAGAUUCGACAGCUUAUUGUGGCCGCUCUGCACACUCAAAGCACGUACCAGUUCACCUAUACCUUGGUCUCUCUUCUUAGUCUCGGAUACCAGACGGAAAAAAAUUGGGGACACUUCAGGUUUCUCAUUCGUUUCGCGUCAUGUGUGGUUUGGGUCAACGUCGCACACUGUCUUCUGUCCUGGCUCAUGUCCAUCUGCCCAAUGGAAAGUGAUUUUCUUGGGCCCUCACCUUACGACGCCUGCUAUACUGGCCUCACUGGAGCGCUUCUCGCGCUCAAGGUUCUACGUCAUCACGACAAUCCGGAUGCAGAUUACGACAUCGCGUCCUUUCAAAUGUCCAUGCCGCACUGGCUGGGCCUCAUGGUGGAGCUAACACAUCUGUGCUUGUUUACGCCCAAGUCCUGGAUCACGGGGCACACAGCAGGGAUCAUGGUCGGACUCUUACACGCACAUCAACCAAGGAGAUUCUGCAGUUAAAAUUAUUAAACUUUGGCAAGAACAUGCCAUUGGUACUAGUCUUCAUUAAAGAAACUUCAGGUUUUUAAAACUUUA